GAAGCACUCCGUAUAAAAGACAGGGCCAGCCAUACAUAGUACAAAGGUGCGGGCCGGUGGCAAUAUUUUAAACGGUUUUGUAUAUUCUGUAUUUUGGCACCUUGUUGAGAAGUCAGGACACACGGGAAACAAUCUUAACUGUUCUUUUGCUUCAGAGACUUGCAGUUAUACACGCGGUGUAACCAAGAAUCGUCAGCAUCGUUUGUUUUGAGGUGGACACUCUUACAAAUUCGGCUUUUUUAACUCGUCAUCAAUGACUAUCAGCUAAAAUUUAACGGUUUACGUGCGACCUAGUUAUUUCAGUCAUUAAAACAUGUUUGAGGAAUAUGGUUCGUUAAAUAAAUACCUUGUUUGGGUCACACAUUUUUAACUUGAGUUGAGAACGUGAAGAAUACGAGCCCACGCGAAGGCAUCACCGCCUGCCCGUUGCUUUUAUACCGCCCCCUUGCUCGGCCUGAAAGCAAUUCACUCUGAUGACGUCACUCGCAGAGUUGUCAUGGCGUCUUUGGGACUGAAGCUGCUGCUGCAAUUGAGCUAAAAUCUGUCGACAGUCUGUAAAUCGAAAUGGAGAAAAAUGCAAACCUGCAUCGAGACACUGACGGGAGCGCUUUGUGUGCCACGAUCGCGGGAGAGAUGGGCGACGUAACGGCUGUCGGCGGAGUGAAAGGAACAGCCGAGAAAUGCAAGAAUAGUGAGGCUGCUCUCAGUACUUUGGUUAACGUUAGUUGUAAUAACAGCACCACAAAUGUUGGUGCUCCCACCGCCGUUAAUGUCAUUUCCACUGCCGGGAAGUCGGACGUGCCAGAAGUGAUCGAAGUCCUCCCGGUGCUGGAAGAUACGAAGAAGGACACUACGACGACGAGCGGCUCGGGGUCCGGGGAUCAGAUCAGUAACGGGAUGGGGCAUGACUCGGUGCUGGCUGCAGAAGAUAGCGAGGGUGGUGCCUCAAAGUUAGUAAACAACAAAACCGACGGCCCGUCCUCACCUUCCGCUAAGGAGGGCACAGAUGUGCGGGCUGAGGUUUUGCCUUGUGAGGAAAGUGAGCCGACAAAACUUGCCAAGCCGACUCAUCUGUGUCCGGACAAUGCCAUCACAGCAACCGUCAAACCGGGGCUGUCCGGUGAUCACACCUUAUCGGAGGGAUUGCCGAGUGGGAGUGACCCCGAUCCCAGCCUCGGUGGAGAGUCUCGAAGCAUAGAUUCACUCGAGUCCUUCUCCAACCUCAACUCAUGCCCCAGCUCCGACCUGAACAGCGAGGGGCUGGAGGACAGAGGACUGGCCCUGGCCCUGCAGGGCGAGUACGGGGCUGAUGGGACAAAGACUUCGUGUGCUAAGGACCGGGCCGCCGGCCAGUCCAUAUACCACAUUAAGUGGAUCAAGUGGAGGGAGGAGAAUACGCCGAUCAUCACCCAGAACGAGAACGGCCCAUGUCCAUUACUGGCAAUUAUGAAUGUCCUCCUGCUUGCAUGGAAGGUAAAGAUGCCACCUAUGAUGGAAAUUAUAACUGCUGAGCAACUGAUGGAAUAUCUCGGAGACUACAUCCUGGAAACCAAACCUAAAGAGAUAUCAGAGGCUCAGCGGCUAAACUAUGAGCAGAACAUGAGUGAUGCCAUGGCAGUGUUGCACAAGCUGCAGACUGGUCUGGAUGUGAACGUGAAGUUCACGGGGGUGCGAGUCUUCGAGUACACCCCAGAAUGCAUUGUGUUUGAUCUGCUCGACAUCCCUCUCUACCACGGCUGGCUGGUUGACCCCCAGAUGCAUGACAUUGUCAAGGCAGUGGGCAACUGCAGCUACAACCAGCUGGUGGAGAAGAUAAUAUCCUGCAAACAGUCAGACAACAGCGAGCUGGCAGGGGAAGGCAUCGUGGCAGAGCAGUUUCUGAGCAGCACAGCCACGCAGCUUACGUACCACGGCUUGUGUGAGCUCACAUCCACUGUACAAGAGGGAGAGCUCUGUGUCUUCUUCAGGAACAACCACUUCAGCACUAUGAUCAAAUAUAAGGGCCAGCUGUACCUCCUGGUCACAGACCAAGGCUUCCUGACAGAGGAAAAGGUCGUCUGGGAGAGUCUGCACAACGUCGAUGGAGACGGCAACUUCUGUGACUCCGAGUUCCGGUUGCGGCCUCCUUCGGAUCCAGAGACUGUUUACCGCGGCCAGCAGGAUCAGAUAGACCAGGACUAUCUGAUGGCACUGUCGCUGCAGCAGGAGCAGCAAAGCCAGGACCUGCAGUGGGAGCAGCUCCCCGAGGGCAUCAGUGACCUAGAGCUGGCGAAAAAGCUUCAGGAGGAGGAGGACCGACGAGCCUCCCAGUACUACCAGGAGCAAGAGCAGGAGCAGGCGGCGGCGGCAGCAGCAGCAGCGGCGGCACAGGCACAGCAGGGCCAGCAGGAGCCCGCCGAGGGAGACGAAGCAGACAGAGGAGGUGCAGGAACAGGCGGAGCAGCUUCCAGCGCUGGGACGGCGGCAGCAGCAGGAGCCACACCCAGCCCGGGAAAACAGUCCUCCGGCGGGGAGCGCAAAGCCAAGAAAGAAUCGAAGGAUAAAGACAAAUGUGUUAUUUUGUAACAUACAGCGUGUCUGUGUGAGUGUGAGUGUUUUGUGCAUUUGCUUAUCUGUGAGAAAGGGGGCAGCAUUUGUUUCUCCACGGACCGGACACACAACACGUGGCCCCAACUUGACAACAAACAAGGGAAGGAGACAUUUUGAGGAAGGGACGCGACAGGACUAACAGAGGAUCUGCUGUUCCCAAACCACUGGUGCCUGCUAUCCUCUAUCCUCAGUGGAACCUGGACAACAGAGGAAGGGACACUACAACGACAACUACCCCUUAUCUUUCAUAGAGUCGGCCAAACUUUGUUACAAGUUGCACAGUGCACUAUAUUUGUGAUGUGGGGUCAAGUUUAUUCGGGGUGGUAUAUUUUAUAGCAAAAGACAUAAUCUGAAGAAACAAAAUGUCACCCUCUCACCAUGUUCUUUAAAAAAACAAUAAUUUCAGUCAUUGUUCAUUACUGCAGCUUCAAAGCUUUUUUGUACGUAUCAAUAUUUGCAAAACAUAUUUAGACAAACCUACGGUUUUUAAGUUGAUGCCAAGAUCCACACUUUAUUUAUGUGUCUAUGUUAGAGGUAUCUGUGGGGAGAGGUUUAAUUUUUUUCUGUAAGCCAAGAGGGAUUUUCUCAUAAUAUUGCCUGUUGGAAAUCAGUGUAACACUAUUUGUGUCCCCUCCGAAACACUAUGUACCCAAGGGUUAAUUAAUGCCAGAUAGCUGCCAGACACUGUAGCUACUGCACAAUACUCAUCACAGCUUGCCCUGUUCAGAUUUGCCUUACCAGAGUAUGGCAGUGUUGUAUUCUGCUCUGUUUGAAUGUGAACGUGUGUUUGUUUUCAUGUGUAUGGUGUGUACAGAACACGUGUGGUAUACAUGUCUCAUUUACAUAGAGCAUCGAGUCUCAAUUUAGAAAUAGCCAAAUCUUUUUACGCUGUUUUAGUUCAGCCACAACUUUGGACAUUUAGUGUCAUUUAUCUUGCGAUUCAGUUUCAUAAAAACAUUUGGGAUAGUCAAACUGAGAGUCAUGUUGGAGAGGACAUUUUAUGUGAAUCUGAAGUUGUUUCUGUGUGAGACACAACUAGGGUUUUGGCAGAUUAGAUUUGUGUUAGAGUGAACCCAGUUUAGAGUGUAUGGUAGUUCUGAAAGGCCCUUUUCUUUCUCACAGUCUCUUCUGGCAGCUUCCUGAAGAGCUGCAGUGUGUGUGAGUGUGUGUGUGCGUGUGUGUGUGUGCAGGCACUAUCAUGAUCUCCUCUGUUAGCUUCUGGAUGUAGAAGUUCCACUGCAGUUUUUGAAAAGAAAUACCACAGAAUUCAGUAAUUGGCAUGUAACUUCCUCUUAACUGGGGAAGUUCAUUAAAUACAGUGAACAUGUAAUAUUGUUUUCCACAAAUAUAAGCCCCAAAAUCUGUGACACCAAGAUAUACAACCCCAGUAAGCCCUGUUACGUUGUUGGGAACCUGACUUGUUCAUGCCAUAGCUGUGUUGAGUAGAUAUUUUCUUCCUCGUUCUCCACAAGUCUUACGAGGUUCAUCUCAUUUGCUUUUUCUGGCGCACUGGUUCUCAAAGUGGGGGCUUCAUUGGGGGUUAUGAGGCCUUUUGACUAUAGGCCUAUAUCUUAGCAUAAAUCAAAUUGUUAUUUUUAAAUUUAGAUUACAAUUAAAGCUGCAGACUUAAAAAUUUGCAGCCUUGUCCCACGUUAGAAAAAUACGCAGUUAAAACAACCAAAGAGCUAAUAGAACAAUGGCCAAGUGUCAGGAAGAAGAAAAUGCAGAAUUUGUCAAAAAUAGAAGCCUUACUGUUAAAAAUGACAAAAUAUAUACAUUAUCCAGACAGAGAAUUGUAUGAAAAGUUACUAAAAAUGUCAGGAAAACUAAUCUCUGAAGCAAAAUUCACAGGAAAAUCUGCACAAAAUUCAUCCAAAUUGCUUGUUCACAGUUAUUGUGUUCACUAUUUGGUUUAAUUGUACAGUUAAACAGUUGUUAUGUACUGUUUUUGUUAUGCAUUUAAUAUAAAAUACAACCUUUAGUCAGGGGUCUUCAGUUUACCCAGUGAUAGAAAAGGGGCUCCUUAGGGAAGAAGUUUGCGCCACCCUGAGUAGAAAUGUACAUGUGCAAAUGUCAGAUUCAGAGAGGAGUAAAUUCAUCUGUUAUUUGUGGAAAACUAUAAUUAAAGUUCACACACUGAGCUGUCCUGGGCUCGUAGGAUACACGCUCUGAAUUCUGUGGUAUCACCUUUUAACUGGUGUGCAUUUCACUGCAGCAUGCAAACACAUGAUGUACAUAUUUACCUAAUGCGUUCUUAUAAUGGAUUUAGCUAGUGGUUUGUGCCAUUAUUGUACCAUGGGACUGCCUCCUGAGAAACUUUUCUAUCUAUACAUUCCAAGUGGAUGCCUUGACUCAAGCCUUCUGUUACAGACUGAGGGAGACAGUCGUCGUAGGAGGUCGCCGCAGCGCUCGUAAGGCGGUCUCCGUUAUUUUGUUCGGUGAGAUUUCACUGUCAGGACAGGACGAUUACAUGGAGGCAGCAGGCUACCUACUGUGUGGGAACCCUUUCUUAUGGGCUUCAUGUGAUGGCUGGAGUUUGAGCUCCGUGUUCGUUUGGCCCUAACAAGGCUGUGUUUUGUAUAUAUAUAUAACGCCUUACAACAUUUCAACAUAUUUUAUAGGACAUAGGGAAACAGGCGUAUUACCAGAACGAGACAAUCCAUGCAUUUUUCCACACACAAACAUCGGACACACUCUCAGGCCUUUUGUGAAGGGACAUAUCCUCCAGUGUCUUUUAUGUAUCGGCACAGUUCCUAGGCCUGUAGUCACUUUCUCAGUCGCAACUUUAAGUAUCUGCUCAUGUACACACACAACUAUUUUGACACGUUGAAGGACUUUAACACUUUAUUUAAGAUCCUCAUUGUUGAAGUUCACACUUAAAAAAAUAUGAAUAAAGCUGCUCCUGUUGUGUUAACUUGGACUACCUGAUUAAAAAUAAAAACCUUGAACAGGGUUAAGACACGUUAAUUAUGUACACUUUCAUUGACUCCUCAGUAGUUUUUUUCCCCAUGCAGCUUAGAUAAAUAAUUUAAUUAAGUGAAACCAAGAAGGCAGAGAGGAAGCUUUUGGCAAUAUUUUGCUUUUUUUUAUGUCUGAGUUUCGCUUCAUUUACGUCUCAGCCCAUCAAGUGAACAUGCUGAUUAAACAUUCCAGAGGAAGUUUAAGAAAAUGUAACUUCACUACGGGCCGUUUCAAUCGAUAUGGAAAAUUUGAUGCUGGUCGCUGUUUGUAUGAGUGAAAAGAGCGUAGAGUGACACAUGCCACACGUUUUUAUUUUCAUUUCAGAUUUACUACUGUGCAUUAGCUCGCUGUCCCCUAGUCAUCACUACCAGAAAUUGAUAUUUUUGUUGUGAUGUGUUCGUUUGACCCUAUAGUUCCCUAAGACAAACUGAUCUGAAGGAUAUUGUGUGUUUAAUGUCUCCAAGUGGUUUUUAUUGUAUGCCUUGUAAAAGUGACGGUGGGGUAAAUGCUGUAACAUUGGUGUUUUGACAAGGUGGUCGUUGAACAAAUAGUCGUUGUAAUUGGUUUUGCACUGUUACAUUGAUAUGCACUAACAGAAGAGAAACAUACCUCAUUUUAUACAGAACAUAAAAUUGUGCAAGAGUGCUAUUGUCCUUUGGGUACCUUUUAAAAAAACUGGCCAAAAGAAUUAUCUCAAUGUGGUAGCGGUGUAUUAAACCAGCUGAAUAAUAUUAAUUUGUAAAAGUAUGAAAGGGCUGUUCAUUUUUUUUGUUUGUUUUUGGCUUAAAACGAAAGAGUACAUUUGUCGACAAAUAGUACCACUUGCUGCAAUUUGAUAUAUUCAGGUUAGCGGUACACCUAUACCAGACAAAAGGCUACCAGUACAAAGGCCUGAGUACCAGCACACCGCUCAUAGAUGAUGAGGAAGAUGUGAAUUACAACGACACAUAGCUGGAUGUCAUUUUAAUGGUCUAACAGGAGCAGUUUUUAUACAAAGUACGGAAGAUAAUACGUAGACGACACUGGUACUCGACACAAUCAGCAAAAAACAAUGGUGUAGGUGCACCCCUAAUUCAGGUCGUUAUUUUUCCAGUCCACAGUCCUUCAUUGACCCACACAACUUUUCACAAAUAUUCUCAAACUUUGACAAACAAAAAAAAAAGCGUAAAAUGCUGUUCGAGUGUCAUCAUCUAUGUAGCAGAGGGAAAUGUUCAUUCUUGUCGUACGAGACACACAUCCAGAGUGCUGAACAAUCUAAAGGGAGACAUUUUCUUUAAUGCAAUAUCAAACUUCCAGAAUUUUACUUUGUGGUGCAUGUAUAGCGCGGACUGAGAAGUAAGCCAGAGUAAAAUUUUCAACUACCCCAACUACCAUUACUUCCACUGUACGGCCCAUUGUGUUUAUAUUUCACAUAAAAGCAUACAAGUAAAA
Epinephelus moara (kelp grouper) is the source of this 6981-nucleotide messenger RNA. RefSeq names its product MINDY lysine 48 deubiquitinase 2 (gene mindy2). Gene Ontology annotation, molecular function: K48-linked deubiquitinase activity; cysteine-type carboxypeptidase activity; cysteine-type deubiquitinase activity. Bases 565 to 2565 code for a protein of 666 amino acids. The transcript has 9 exons. The record is from RefSeq and is a predicted model, not a curated record. Gene Ontology annotation, biological process: protein K48-linked deubiquitination. Gene Ontology annotation, cellular component: cell periphery; cytosol. NCBI's taxonomy places the organism in Eukaryota, Metazoa, Chordata, Actinopteri, Perciformes, Serranidae.